This is a messenger RNA of Caenorhabditis remanei, 942 nucleotides long. RefSeq lists its product as uncharacterized. The transcript has 4 exons. NCBI's taxonomy places the organism in Eukaryota, Metazoa, Nematoda, Chromadorea, Rhabditida, Rhabditidae. Gene Ontology annotation, molecular function: protein binding. The record is from RefSeq and is a predicted model, not a curated record. Bases 1 to 942 code for a protein of 313 amino acids.
AUGAGUAAAGCACCGCAACCAUUGUUCACUUUCUUCGGUGUUGAUGGUGGUGCCACGUGUUCAUGUGUUCAUGAAGAUCAUCUAUUUGUGGGCAGCCAGAAAGGAGUUGUGAAUCGGUACGGGCUGGAUAGUAAGAUUAAUGAACAAGUUGUUUAUGACGAUGAAGAAGAUAGAAGGAUUCAAUCUGUUGAAUAUUCGAAAUCUCAUCUCUUUGUUCAUAUUCGAAGUUUCGCUGUAAUUCAAUUAAAAGAGUCAGAAGACUCGAAUGGCACGUGGCAAAUUGUAAAAACUGUGGAAGUUGAUCAUAUUGGUUUCUGUAAUUCGUUGAUUCUGGGUCCACAACUGUUGUUUGUAUCUGCGGAUCCACGACGUGUUCCCACACUCUGCUGGAACAAUAUCGAAGAAAACAAGAAAAAUGAAUACAAAUGCACCCAAAUUCAAGAUAAACCUGAUAUUACACCGAUGUGUAUGAUUAUAGGAGACAAGGAAGAGAACGAGGUGUUGAUCGGAAUGGAAGAUGGACAGUUGUCGAUUUGUUAUAGAGAUGAGGAAGGCGCUUUCAAGCUACAAGGACUAGAACCACUUGGAAGAGAACCGAUCUUUUGUAUAGCAAGUUCUUCAAAAUUCGUAGCUGCUGGAUGUGCGAGGUCUCCGAUUUAUUUGAUUGAAAAAGUCGAUCUAUCGAAGAAAGAAAUACAUUAUCCGCCAGACUCUGCCGGUUGCUCAGCGAUCACAUUCUCACCGAAUGAAAAACAGAUUUUGGCUGGAUUUUGGGAUGGAACGAUACGAGUAUUCUCCCGUCAACGACUGAAUGUUCUCCUUGCUCUAACUUCUUCUCAUUCUGCAACUAUCAGUUCACUUCAUUGGUUGCCACCAGAAAAAGGAGAAUUAGUUAUUGCAACUUCUUCUGAUUCUACCAUUACUAUGUGGAAACUGAAAUAA